AUGAAUUAUUUGAAAUUUUCCAUCUCGCUUUAUGUGGCCUUCAUCCUUAGUUUAUUUGCCAAAAACGAUGUGUUUGCUCAGUUGACUAUUUCAGAAUUAUCGGAUCAAAUCUUGAUAACAUCAGUUGACUAUUUUGAAUCCUCUUUCAGUGGAGCUUCAGUAGCAUCCACAGCAACCUCUUCAGUAGUAUCCACAGCAACCUCUUCAGUAGCUGGAACUACCGCUACUAGUAUAUCAAGUGCUGCUAGUACAUCGGCUACAUUAGCUACCACUGGAGCAAGCAGUCAAACUCCUAUAACACCAACUCCAACCACUAAUCCUUGCCUUCGUAAUCCUUGUGGGCAAAAAGCGGUUUGUGUACUUAAUGCGGCUCUCCAAAGUGGCUAUAACUGCCAAUGUCGAAUAGGCUAUUAUCAACAAAAUUCGACAGCCACUUUACAAAAUGACCAAAGUUGCCAAGCCGCAAAAUACUUUACUGGUAAUAUUUCUAUCAAUACUGCCUUCAAUAACAAUCUCAAUGAUCCUAAUAACGUAGAAGGAAAGAAAAUUCGAAAUCAGGCUAAACUAGAAUUGGAAAAAGCCAUCAGAAACUCUUCAGACACCGCUCAAAAUUUCUUAAGUGUCGUUAUCGAAAAGAUUAGCCAAAAACCUGGUGGUGGCAUUACAAUUUCAUUUUAUGCUGUAUAUGGUGCCAAUGCAGCGGUUCUGCCUGCUGCUAUUCAGAGUACCGUGGAAAAUAACGUUCAGAGCAUUGAUAAUUAUAAUGUUACUCAAGUUGCAGCAAUAACACAAACUAACGAAUGUCAACUUGCCAACGAUCCAUGUUCUGGAGUGAUGCAGGAAUGUCAAGACACGAAUGAUGGUUAUACUUGUAAAGUCUGCACAACAGAACAGUAUUUUAAUUCUUCUACAAAGAAAUGCACAGCUAAGCCUAUAAAGAGUUGUCCCAGUCCAUGUCUCAAUGGGGGCACUUGCCAGACUUCUCUUUCAGUUCCUACUUGCAGCUGUACUCAAUUUUUUACCGGUUCCGCGUGUGAAAGUCUUUCUACUUUAACUAUCAUUUUAAUUACCAGUGGUAGCACCGUCUUGGUCUUGGUUGUCAUUGCUCUAGUAGUAUGCUUAAUUUAUAAGAAAAGACAGCGACCUAUUAGAUCAGGUACGAAUUUAUACGAAAAUUCUGAGGACGGUAAAGGCCACGUUAACAAUUACUAUGAGAUGGCAACAACGGAAGAUUACGCAGAAGUGGAUGCGGGAGUUCCUAAGCGACCCUAUGCCGGCGUGCUUGGUGGAAAUCAAACUACCGUCAUUUAUGAUAGUAAACAAGCUUUAAUUCGCCAGAGCCGAAUAUUCGAGGAAUAG
Molecule: messenger RNA, 1359 nt
Organism: Trichoplax adhaerens
Lineage: Eukaryota; Metazoa; Placozoa; Uniplacotomia; Trichoplacea; Trichoplacidae
Exons: 11
Coding region: 1-1359 (452 amino acids)
Source: RefSeq, a predicted model, not a curated record